Trichogramma pretiosum is the source of this 3412-nucleotide messenger RNA. Its product is annotated as transmembrane and TPR repeat-containing protein 1-like. Gene Ontology annotation, molecular function: mannosyltransferase activity; protein binding. Gene Ontology annotation, biological process: protein O-linked glycosylation via mannose. NCBI's taxonomy places the organism in Eukaryota, Metazoa, Arthropoda, Insecta, Hymenoptera, Trichogrammatidae. The record is from RefSeq and is a predicted model, not a curated record. Bases 305 to 2860 code for a protein of 851 amino acids. The transcript has 14 exons.
GUGGGGUGAACUCGCUCGAGCUCGUAUACUUCGCGGAUUUAUAUUUGCGGUUGAAAAAAGCUCUCGCUUCGAUACAUAGGAUAUAUAAAUUGUGAAACUUGUGAAAUUGACGGGUGUGACGAAAACAUUUUUCAAUUCAUUUAUCCAAAAAUUAGUGCGCGAGUGUUUUUAUUUCUACUUUUAUGUUAAAUUACGAUUAAAUUAUGAGAAGCCACGAUCCUAGCAACACUACCAAGAUGACGAGGCAAGAACCUCGAAAAUCGACGAGAACCAGAUAGGGUGCAUGCAGCUUUUCAAGUAAACGAUGAAACGUCGUGGCAACAGUAAUAACAACAAUAACAACAACAAUAAUUGUUACUGCCCCGGUGGCUGCUGCUGCCACCAGCUACAACAACAACAGCAGCAGCAACAAAUCACCAUGUCGAGCUUAAAAAAGCCCAACAGCAGGGCCAGCUCGAGCUCUAGCCGCGGCACCAUUAGCAGUAAUUGCCCCGAUAACAAUAAUUGCGGCAAGGGAUGCCAUCACAGUCAUCAUCAUCAUCAUUCUCGUCAUCAUCAUCAUCAUCAUCAUCGUCAUCAUAAUCGAGCUUGCUGCGGCGAGCCGCCCGGAUGGUGCGCGUAUCUUCUGGUGGCUUGCGUGGCCCUCGGCUCCUACCUGAAUUCCCUGAACGGUGAUUUUGUGCACGACGACAUACCCGCGAUCGUGCGCAACAAGGAUGUGCUCGCGCUCCAGCCGGUGUCUAGUCUGUUUAGCGACGACUUCUGGGGCACUCCAAUGCAGGACCCGAGCAGCCACAAGAGCUACAGGCCCCUGACCACCUUGACUUUUCGAUUGAACUACCAGGCGGUGGGCCUGAGGCCGUUCUGGUAUCACGGCACGAACGUGGCGCUGCACGCGGCGGCCUGCAUGCUGGUGACGCGGGUCAGCCUCGCGGUGGCCUCGCUUCGACCGGGCUUCGCAGCGCUCACCGGCCUACUGUUCGCCGCCCAUCCCAUUCACACGGAUGCCGUGACUGGGAUCGUCGGCAGAGCCGACGUGCUCGCCUGCGUCUUCUUCUUGUUGUCUUUCCUCGCUUAUCACGGGCAGCAAACUGCGUACGUAUGGAGCAGCAUCGGCUUCGGGGCACUGUCGAUGCUCGCCAAGGAGACCGGCGUCACCGUACUGUCGCUCAAUCUUCUUUACGACCUCUGUCGCUCUUGGCAUUCCGUGAAAAAGUCUAUUUUCGAGGCUAAAUGGAACGACGAGUCGCGCCUGUUUACACGGAGGGCUGCCACUUUGUUGGUUUCGCUCGGAGUUCUGCUUGUGCUGAGGCUCGCUCUGCUUCAUGGCACACUGCCUAAGUUCUCGCCGCAGGAUAAUCCCGCCGCCUUUCAUCCUUGCUUUCACGUGAGGCUGCUGACGUUCAGCUAUCUGACCGCCCUGAACUGCUGGCUGGUGCUCUGUCCGACGACUCUGUCGCACGACUGGCAGAUGGGUUCCGUUCCUUUGGUCACCUCACUGGCCGACAGCAGAAAUCUGGCGACGUGCCUUUUCUUCGGUGGCUGUCUCGUUCUCACCUACAGGGCGUUUGCCGAUUUUGAGCAACAAAGACAUCAACCACUGAUCCUCGGUUGGAUGUUCCUCGUACUGCCGUUCUUGCCCGCCUCGAAUUUACUCAUAACCGUGGGUUUCGUCGUAGCGGAACGAGUACUCUACAUACCCAGUAUCGGCUGGAUCCUGCUGAUCGCUUACGGGGCUCAGCACACGUGGCAGACGGUGCCGCGUCGCCGAGGCCUCGUCGUCGCCGGCAUGGGUCUGCUGCUCGUGGCCGGCUGCUGUCGCACGAUGCUGCGCAAUCGCGACUGGUCGUCGAGGGAGACGCUGCUGCGUGCGGGCCUCCGAUCGCUGCCUGACAACGCCAAGAUGCACUACAACUUCGCCAACUUUUUGCGCGACACGUCUCAAGCGAAUCGAGCGAUUCUGCACUAUCAGCUGGCCCUUUGGCUGUGGCCGACGUACGCCAGCGCUCACAACAAUCUAGGCACUUUGACGGUCGGCGACCAAGCGGAGAAACAUUUUCUCGCCGCCAUACAGGCCCAGCCCGGCCACGUGAACGCUCACUACAACCUCGGCCAAUUGUACAGAAAAACCAACAGGACCAAGGAGUGUAUAAAGAUGUUGCAAAAGUGCGUCGCGCUCGAUCCAGCUUACACGCCGGCUUACUUGGUGCUGGCUCGGAUGACCAGUGGCUCGGCCACGGGUGCCCUGCUGAGGCACGUCGUGCGCCUGCAGCCCAAGAGUCCGGAUUAUCUGGCCGAGUACGCCUCCUGGCUACAUCAAAAUGGAAAGUGGCUGCAAGCUCUCAAGUACUACCUCAAGGGUCUGGAGAUCUCGCCCGUGCACAGGUCCUCGCUGCUGGGCACCGCGCGGAUUUUGAGAUCCCGAGGCCAAUGGCCGAGAGUUCACCAACUAAUAACAAGAUGGCACAUAAUGCUGAGAGCAAGGCGAGGUGGCCUCAUAUAUAGAGGCGAUCUGUACAUACAGGCGUGGCAGCUGCAGCACGAGUCGCGUCAACGCAGCUAUCAGCCCCAACGCAAUCUCUGCCUAUUGGAAAGCGGCUGCAGCGGCAGCGGUGGCCAUCACCACCAUCACCACCGUACGAGGCCGAGGAUCGCAAGCGUCGCGGUGCAGCUCGAGCAGGACAGCAACAAGUCCGAGCAGCAGCGCCAGACUACGUCUCACUGUGGUAUGCGCACCUGCGGGGUCGCGGCGGCUCAGGCCAACGCCGCCGCGGCGGUGCAGGCACGGAGAAAAUCUACCAAGGCGGCUCGAGUCACGACACCGACGCUGCUCGUCCAGAAUCUCCUGGAGACGCUGUAAUAAGGUUUUUUUUUCAAUAACAUAGAGAUGGACGAAUUUGUAAAUAUGUACCAUUUUUUUCCUUUGUAAUGUAUAGUAUGUCGCUCCUCGAUCGUGAUAAUAAAAAAAAAAAUUCACCGUUACAGUGUGCAUGGCCGCAUACGCAGCGUAGGUGAAGCUCGAAAAUACACGACAGAGAAAAAAAAUGAAAAAUAAAAUUAUAAAAAUAUAUUUACGCGUACGUGAGAGAGCUGCGAGCGUGGCGAGGAAGCAGCGCAAGAAAAGGAGCUGUACAUUAUGCAUCGCGCGCGCGCGCGGCAGAGCUGAAGACGACGUGUGUAUGUAGCUACACGAGUGCGCCUCGCGCGCGACACGAUUUUCACGCGGCGCGUAGCACGACGACGACGUCGACGGCGUGCGCAUAACCGAGUGUAUGCACGUACACGAGCGAUGUUAUAUGCAUGCGUAUUAAAAUAUAUGUAAUGCUUUCGAAGGGAAAAAAAGGAUGGGGAAUGAAAAGGCAGUUGAUACGUAUUUUUUUUUCUUUUUUUUCAACGAGUAAGAUAUUUACAA